UCCCUAUACAAAGUACCCCUAUCAUACGACGAGACUCAACACGUCGUAUGGCCGGAUAACUCUUUAUUUCCAAUCUUCCCUUUCUAUCCCUCUCCCUCGCUCCCGUCCCCCCCCGUCCCCUCCUUCUUCAGAAGGUUACUGUUCUGCAUACAGUGCUCACCCAUCAAUCUUAAUGGCCGCAACUUUACCACGGAAGGAGUUUCCUACACGUCAGCUGUUUGUACUUUCAUUAUGUCGGAUCUGCGAGCCUAUUUCGUUCUGUUCGAUUCUUCCGUAUAUCUAUUAUAUGAUUGAGUCGUUUGGUUGUGCCAAAAACCCAAAUGAAGUCGCCGUCUACGCCGGUAUGGUUACGAGCUCUUUUGCCUUCGCUGAGUUCACGACCGGGAUGAUGUGGGGCAGGGUCUCAGACAAAUUUGGGAGAAAGCCGGUCUUGAUCAUGGGUCUUGUGGGGACUAUGCUUUCCAUGUUGAUAUUCGGAUUUGCAAAGAGUUUUCCUGUAGCUUUGAUUGCGCGUGCGGUUGGUGGGGCACUAAAUGGGAAUGUCGGGGUACUUCAGACGACGGUUGCCGAGCUGGCCACCGAGAGGGAGCAUCAAGCGAGGGCUUUUGCUGUCAUGCCCUUUGUUUGGUGCCUAGGGUCUAUUGUCGGUCCCGCCCUCGGUGGUCUCUUGGCCGACCCCGUGAAACAAUAUCCGGCUAUGUUCCACCCUGGCGGGGUUCUUGAGGAGUACCCAUAUCUCCUACCUAACCUAGUAUCUGCGAAUAUACUGGCGGUGGGAAUUAUAAUUGGGACUUUGUUCCUGGAGGAAACUCACGAGAUUCUCCGUGAGAAACCGGAUAUCGGGGUGAGGACGGGAAGGAAGAUAGUCAAGUUUUUCAAGAGACGUAGUUCUGGGGGAAAAUUUGAGGGUCCGGAGGUGUGCGGAUCUCCGCCUAAAGAUGGGGAGGAAAGGUUGCUAGCCAGCGGUAGUAGUGAGUAUAGCACAUUUCCCAAUGCCCUAGCGACAAAUAUUACAGAGGAGGAGCAAGUGAGAAAGGGACCUCCAAUCAUCAAAACUUUCACCGCCCCGGUUGUACUAUUAAUCGUGUCCUAUGGGAUAUUGGCUUAUCACACCAUGGGGUUUGAGCAACUCUUUCCUGUCUUUUUAUCCACCCCUCGGUCUGCGGAACCUCCGCACCAUCUGCUCAAAUUUACUGGUGGUUUUGGAUUGGACACCCAGACUAUCGGCUUCAUUCUAUCAGUACAAGGUGCCGUUUCAAUGGCCAUCCAAUUCCUUUUCUUUCCACCGAUAGUCGAACAUUUUGGAACCUUAAGCGUCUAUCGGUUUUGCAUGUUUCUAUACCCAAUAUCUUACCUCAUAGUUCCAUACAUUGAUUUUCUCCCCCCGUCGCUCUCCAUGGUCGGUGUGUGCGGCGUCCUUCUUGUCAGGAUCACAUUUGGCGUUCUUGCUUACCCCUGCAACGCGAUCCUUCUCACCAAUGCCGCUCCAUCCCUUCUUGUCCUUGGCGCGAUCAACGGUGUCGCUGCUAGUGCCGCAAGCAUCUCUCGAGCUUUGGGCCCGACUAUUACCGGAAUGAUCUACACUCAAGGCCUCGACUGGGGGAUGGUGGGGCUUGCUUGGUGGGUCAAUGCGGGUGUCUGUGUGCUCGGUGGCAUUCAAUGUCUAUGGAUGAAAGAGGAAGACUUCGACGGCAACAACAAAACCGGGGAGAUUGUUAUAGACGAGGAAGUUUGCUGGAGGGUUGCAGCAGAAACGCAGGCUGCGCAUGCACAUAAUACGGGGCUGGUAUCUGGAGAGGAGUUUAUUAGCGAGUGCACGAUAGCACGUAAGACCGCCGGCGAGGAGGUUGCCAACAGCUUUGGGGAAGAGGGGGAUAUGGGUGGAAGAAGCGAGUAGGGCCAAGAAGAGCGAAGCGAACUCUUGUUGGUCAAUUGAUCCAUUGUACAUAGCCACUCCUUGCCCCCCCAUGGGGUCCAGAAAUUAUGAUCCCAAUGAG
This is a messenger RNA of Tuber melanosporum (Perigord truffle), 1997 nucleotides long. RefSeq lists its product as uncharacterized. Lineage: Eukaryota; Fungi; Ascomycota; Pezizomycetes; Pezizales; Tuberaceae. The coding region runs from base 173 to 1897 and encodes 574 amino acids. Gene Ontology annotation, molecular function: transmembrane transporter activity. Gene Ontology annotation, biological process: transmembrane transport. The transcript has 4 exons. The record is from RefSeq and is a predicted model, not a curated record.